Arachis stenosperma is the source of this 456-nucleotide messenger RNA. RefSeq lists its product as uncharacterized. The transcript has a single exon. Bases 1 to 456 code for a protein of 151 amino acids. Lineage: Eukaryota; Viridiplantae; Streptophyta; Magnoliopsida; Fabales; Fabaceae. The record is from RefSeq and is a predicted model, not a curated record.
AUGAUGAGGAAAAUAAGGAUUGAGGUUGCCAAACCAACAAGAAUGGCCCUGCAACUAGCAGACCGAUCAUUCAAGUUUCCUCACGGAAUAAUGGAAGACUUGUUGGUGAAUGUGGGAGACUUUAUCUUUCCAGCAGAUUUUGUAGUGUUGGAUAUGGAGGAAGGAGCCAAAACUUCUAUCAUCUUAAGCAUGCCAUAUUUAGCCACUACCGGAGCCAUCAUUGAUGUCCAAAAGGGUGAACAUGUCCUUAGACUACAUGAAGAAAAAAUGAUAUUCAAUGUGUUCAAGGCCAUGAGUUACCCAAAGGACUCAUGGGGAGAAUGUAUGAGGUUAGACUCGGUGGAUGCUGUAGUACAAGAGACUCUUGAAGAAGAACUUGAGGAGUCAAUAGAAGAAGAGGAAUCAGCAUCAACGAAGAGGUUGCAACAGCUGAAACUCAUGUUCAGGGCACACUAG